CAUAUUCAUGCAGCCCAACCAGUUGUGGGGAACUUGUGAAGCAUUCAUGUUUUUUGAAAUUAUGCAGCACAGUGCGGUUUUUUUCCCUUUUUUUUUUUGUUUUACAGUGUAGCUCUUGUAACGUUUACCUCCGGCCUCCUUUAGAUUACAUCUAUAUUGUUUUAGUCCGACGCUUGGUUGCUUCAUGUCCCYUUAGAUAAGAGGAUAUUACAGAUGAAGCAGGGAAGCUUCUGAGUGGGAGACCGCCCCUGAAUCCGCCGCCGCCGCCGCUCCUGCUGCCUGCAUCCAUCCCCAACUCGCUUUCACACUUGGUUUCAUUCACACGGAGUUUUCCCACCGGGAUGGAGCCGCUUCAGCCAGCGCGCACAGCCCACGGAGAGCUCGCAGGCUUCCGCACGGCACACAUGGCUGGGAAUCUGUUGCGGACACUUUUAUCAUCCGUCUGGAUAAUAACGCUGGUUUCUUGCGCCAGGACGAGGAUCUAUCUCCCUAAUGAAGUGACCCUGCUGGAUACCAGGACAGUGCCAGGAGAACUGAAAUGGGCAGCCAAUCCUGCAGAGGGAGGGUGGGAGGAAGUGAGCAUUAUGGAUGAGAAGAACAUCCCCAUCAGGACGUACCAGGUGUGUAAUGUUCUGGAGCCCAGUCAGAACAACUGGCUGAGAACAGACUGGAUCCCCCGGUCCGGUGCUCAGCGGGUUUACGUCGAAGUCAAGUUUACUUUGAGAGACUGCAACAGCCUUCCAGGAGUCACCGGCACCUGCAAGGAAACGUUCAAUCUGUACUACCACGAGUCAAACGAAGACAGAGAGAGCUACAUCAAGGAGAGCAGCUUCAUUAAGGUGGACACGGUGGCAGCAGACGAGAGUUUCACCCAGGUGGACGUCGGGGACCGCAUCAUGAAGUUGAACACAGAAAUUCGAGAUGURAAGGUCACRACGAGGAAGGGCUUCUACCUGGCCUUUCAGGACGUGGGCGCCUGCAUCGCUUUGGUUUCCGUCCGGGUUUUCUACAAAACCUGCCCGCUCACUGUCCGGAACUUGGCGACCUUUCCCGACACGGUCACCGGCGCUGACACGUCUUCCCUGGUCGAGGUCAGGGGGUCGUGCGUCAACCAGUCAGAGGAGCGAGAGGAGCCGAAAAUGUACUGCGGAGCAGAUGGAGAGUGGUUGGUUCCUAUCGGCGGAUGUCUCUGCAAACCGGGCUACGAAGAGCAGGGCGGCGCAUGUAAAGCAUGUUCUGCUGGUUUCUACAAGUCCAAGYCUUCGGAUCCCGGCUGCUCCAAGUGCCCUCCUCACAGCCGCUCGCUUCGGGACGGCGCUCACGUUUGCGAUUGCCACACAGGAUUCUUCCGUGCAGAUUCUGACCCACCCUCCAUGGCCUGCACCCAGCCUCCCUCAGCACCACAGCAGCUCAUCUCUGUAGUGAACGAAACAUCGGUGGUCUUGGAGUGGGCACCCCCUCGGCGGCUGGGAGGCAGAAGCGACAUCAGUUACAGUCUGGAGUGUCUCAUAUGUCAAACCGGAAGCCAUGGUCAGCCUCCACGAAAUCACACGGUCUCCCAGCCUGAGGUCCAGCGUAGCAGCCUGGGAAUGCAGUCCGACCAAGGGAUUGUAGGACCAGAGGUUCAGCUCGGCAGAGGGGUUUUCCAGAGCAGGCCCGGUGAAUACCCGUGGCCCGGAUCGGAGUCUGCCUCCGGCACCCAGCUUUGUCUCCCCUGCGGCUCAGACGUGCUCUUCUCUCCAGACCAGACUGGUCUUCAGACCACCAGGAUGGUGGUGAGCAGGCUCCGGGCCCACACACACUACACCUUCGUCGUCUACGCCCGCAAUGGGGUCUCCCUGGUGAGCAGCGCAGGGGCAUCACAGAGCGCAUCGGUCAGCCUCACCACCAACCAAGCAGCUCCCUCUCCAGUUUCAUCCAUCCAACUCACCGACGUAACAAGGCACAGCUUGUCGUUGGCAUGGCAACAGCCCGACCGACCAAAUGGGGUCAUCCUGGAGUACGAGGUCAAGUUCUACGAAAAGGAUCAGAGGGAGAGGUCGUACCGCAUAAUGAGGACCUUCCUCCGGAGUGUGGAUGUGGCGGGCCUCAACCCGCUCACUGUGUACGUGUUUCAUGUUCGCGCUCGCACAGCCGCGGGAUACGGCGAGUACAGCGCUCCGUUUGAAUUCUCCACCAAUUCAGAUCCCUUUCCAUUGAUCGGAGAAGGCGUGAACUCUGCCUUCCUGCUGCUGUCUGUCAGUGGGGUGGGAGUCUUACUGUUCAUAUCGGCGGCUGUCUUCAUCAUAAGUCGCAGGAGGAGCAAGUACAGCAAAACCAAGCAGGACGCGGAAGAGGAGAAACAUCUGAACCCAGGAGUCAAAAUCUAUGUGGACCCGUUUACUUACGAGGACCCGGAUCAAGCCAUCCACGAGUUUGCCAAGGAAAUAGAUGUUAGCAGUAUUCAUAUCGAGAGGGUUAUUGGCAUAGGAGAGUUUGGGGAGGUGUGCAGCGGUCGGCUGCGUUCGCAGGGGAAGAGGGAGAUCUACGUGGCCAUCAAGAGCCUGAAGGCAGGAUACUCGGACAAACAGAGGAGGGACUUCCUGUCCGAGGCGUCCAUCAUGGGUCAGUUUGACCACCCGAACAUCAUCAGGCUGGAGGGUGUCGUCACCAGGUGUAAGUGGUGCUGUUGUUCUGGUUUCGUAUUAAAGUGUGGAGCAYGGCUUAACUGGAAUAUUUCUAACUUUUCCCCCUCACUAGGCAAGCCUCUGAUGAUAAUCACGGAAUAUAUGGAAAACGGAUCUCUGGAUGCCUUUYUACGUAAACACGACGGCCAGUUCACAGUGAUCCAGCUGGUUGGGAUGCUGCGCGGCAUCGCCUCGGGUAUGAAGUACCUGUCAGACAUGAGCUACGUUCACAGAGACCUGGCGGCUCGAAACAUCCUGGUCAACAGCAACCUGGUGUGCAAGGUGUCCGACUUCGGCCUGAGCCGAGUUCUGGAGGACGACCCCGAGGCCGCCUACACUACGAGGGAGGCAACUGGGUCCUAUCUGUCCCCUGGAGGGAAGAUCCCCAUCAGAUGGACGGCUCCAGAGGCAAUCAGCUACAGGAAGUUCACCACGGCCAGUGACGUGUGGAGUUAUGGGAUAGUCAUGUGGGAGGUGGUUUCAUAUGGAGAGAGGCCGUACUGGGACAUGAACAACCAGGAUGUGAUUAAAGCGAUAGAAGAAGGAUACAGGCUGCCUGCCCCCAUGGACUGCCCUGUGGUUCUCCACCAACUCAUGCUGGACUGUUGGGAGAGAGAGCGAGGAGACAGGCCCUCCUUCAGCCAGAUCCUCAACAUGUUGGAUAAACUUAUACGCAACCCUGGCACCCUGCGGCGCACAGGAGGGGACAGACCUCCGGGGACCAUGCUGGAGUCCAGAGUGGGAUCAGAGGUGUGUGUGUCUGUCGUACCAGAGGUGUGUGUGCCACAGUGGUCGAUGUACGAUUGGCUGCAGUCCAUUGGGUUGGAGAGAUACAGAGACGUCCUCGCAGCUGCAGGAUACUCCAGCCUUGAAAGCCUCCUGGCUCUCACACACCAGGAGACGGACAGACUCGGAAUAAUCACACCGUCGCAUCAGGACAUACUAAUUGCGAGUGUGCAGCAGGAAAUGUUGUCCCAAAUGCAACACAUGCAACACUCUAUGGUCCCGGUCUGAGCAGUUACAAACCACUUGUUUUUUUUUUGAGAAGAAUUUGAUUUACCUCAUCUGUGCACUUUAGAGGAACUGUUCACCAAUGGAAGUACAAGAAGUGAAGGCAAAUAAGAGGAAAACUAUAAUGAGGAGCACUUUUGUGAACUUCCAUCCUGUGGAGCUUUCUACAAAACCCSGAUCUGGAUGUGGGCACAGACAGCACUGAGCUCYWGAGAGYUUAGACUGAUGCCUCAUCCUGUUUUUCUAGCUCUGAUUUCGCCUCUUUUCUUUUCUUUUUCUUUUUUUUUAUUUUCUUGUCUGUUUGGUGAAGGCUGACAUGUGCAUAAGCAGAAUGGCUUCCAGGUUGUUUUAUUUUUUUGCGCUUCACUUGAAUUAAAUGUAUUUCUUUUUGUAUGUUUGUUUGUUUUAUCUGAUGAAUGUGUGCUUGCGUGUGCGUGUGUGUGUGUGUGUGUGUGUGUGUGUGUACACUGUGUAGCAUGAAAUCAUUCAACAUGAACUCUCCUUGUUAAGAUGUGUCGGCUGUCUUCAUGUAAUCUUAAUAUGCAAAGUUUAAGAGAUAGCGGGAGGACUCAGACAGAAUGUAUCACUUUGAGCUCUUACUGAUUUCACACCAGUGGAUUGUUCUAAUCAAAGCCUGAUUUGAUUGUUUUUCUUAAUCUUUUUUUUUUUUUUUUUCAAAUUGAACAAACUAUUGCUUUUGUUGAUUUAGACAGUUAGCUUAGAAUAUCAUUCGUCUGUGUCUAUAUAUACAUACACACAUUCUUUGAUGCUGAGGAUUAGCUACUUGAAGCAUUUUGUUUAUUUAUGGUCCUUUUUUUAUCAAGUUUGUACAAUGUAAAAUAGAAACGCUGAGGAGAUGUAAUGAGUGCCAUAUUGCGUUGCAAUAAAUGCCAAACUCAUUGGUGUA
Messenger RNA from Poecilia reticulata (guppy), 4584 nucleotides. Its product is annotated as ephrin type-A receptor 4-A-like. Gene Ontology annotation, biological process: protein phosphorylation; ephrin receptor signaling pathway; axon guidance. Gene Ontology annotation, cellular component: plasma membrane; dendrite. Lineage: Eukaryota; Metazoa; Chordata; Actinopteri; Cyprinodontiformes; Poeciliidae. Gene Ontology annotation, molecular function: protein binding; transmembrane-ephrin receptor activity; ATP binding. The record is from RefSeq and is a predicted model, not a curated record.